This is a messenger RNA of Capronia coronata CBS 617.96, 1950 nucleotides long. RefSeq lists its product as uncharacterized. The coding region runs from base 1 to 1950 and encodes 649 amino acids. The transcript has 2 exons. The record is from RefSeq and is a predicted model, not a curated record. Lineage: Eukaryota; Fungi; Ascomycota; Eurotiomycetes; Chaetothyriales; Herpotrichiellaceae.
AUGUGGCAGUUGCUCCCCGUAAUCUGGUUGUUGACUCUAGCACUCAUCGUCUCACCCACGAUCAGUGUUCGAACAGCUCCUCCCGACUAUGGCGGGUUGACAUCGAAACUCUACGACUGGGGAAUGCGCGGGCUCGUUCCCAGACAGACAUAUCAUUCGUUCAGGUUGAAAGCUCCUCAGCUGAACUAUGCGCAAUGGGACGAACGAUGCGACGAUGGAUACAGCUUGAUAUCGCCGCGAGGACAUCACGUGCCUCAUCCAGGACCGAUCAUCAUGGACUCUGGGGGUGAAUUGGUAUGGAUGGAGGACAAAUACGGGCAGGCGAUGGACUUUAAGGUCCAGCAGUACCGCGGUCGGGAUUAUUUAACCUUCUGGACCGGGACGGACAGCGGCACCUUUGGAACUGGCUCAUAUGUCAUGCUCGACUCAAACUACAAGCUAUACAAGAGGGUGUCUCCCGCUCACGGUCGGAGUGGAGACCUACACGAGUUCAAAAUCACGGAAAAUGGGACAGCGUUGAUGACCAUCUACGAACCCACCCCAGCAGAUCUUUCGUCCUUCGGCAUUGUAUCGCAAGGCUGGAUCUACGACAGCUUGUUCCAAGAAAUCGACCUCGAGACAGGCGAGUUGAUCUUUGAAUGGCGUGCGUCUGAGCAUUAUCGAAUCGACGAGACUUUCCACUCCAUCGAAGCCGAAACGCGCCGACCAGACUCAUCAGGGAACCGGGUUGCCUCGAUUGGUACCCGGCGCGAUGCGGCGUGGGAUUUCUUCCACAUCAACAGUGUUGAUCAAGAUGAUCGUGGGAACUAUUACGUCUCCUCUCGCUACAUGCAUACCGUCACAUGCAUCAGCCCUACAGGCGACAUCCGCUGGAUCCUGGGCGGCAAGCGGAAUCAGUUCACCGACCUGUCGGAUGGAGCAGCGACGAGCUUCUCUUUCCAGCACCACGCCACCAUGCAUGAAAACAACACCCUGACGAUCUUCGACAACGGCAAAUAUGACGCCAACUCGAAGAAUGCCAAGUACAGCCGUGGACUCAUCAUUACGCUGGAUACCGAAAACAUGACGGCGACUCUUGUACAGGACUUUGUGCAUCCGGAUCAUCUGCUGGUCGGUAGCCAGGGUUCCAUACAACUGCUCCCAGAUUCAGGCCACGCAUUGGUGGGCUGGGGUUACGCGCCGGCGUACACGGAAUUUGACGCCGACGGAACAGUGCUGUGCGACGUGCACAUCGCCCCGAAAAUCGUAUUCGGGUUUGGAUGGGUGAAGAACUACCGAACGUUUCGCAGUUCCUCUUGGACCGGCAAGCCGACGACGUCUCCCGACGUGUUUCUCCGACCACGGGAUGAAGUUCUCUACGUCAGCUGGAACGGUGCCACCGAGGUCGACCGUUGGCUUCUGCAGGGACGAGAAACGGUGAAGUCGGCCGAUAGCGACAGCGACAGCGACGAUGAAGGCGAGCUUUUCGUCGACCUCUCCUCCACCAAGAAGCAAGGGUUUGAAUCUUCCGUCGACAUUGACAGUGACAUGCCGACCUACAUUCGCGUCGUGGCGGUGGAUCGCAACGGCAAUGUUCUGGGAUAUAGUCAAGUCCUGAAUCGAGAUGUGGGGAAUGCGCCCCGGGAGAUUCCGCUAUUUGCGAUUCUGGCUGCCGUCUUGUCGUGUUUCGGCUUUGUCAUUUGGAGGACGGGAAAUCCGAUCUCACGUGUGCACGGGAUGAGGAAGGCGGUGGUGCAGUUAUAUCGACGUACGUCGGUGACCGACUACCUCAGUCUUAAGGAGGCUUUGAGGGUUCAGGAUGAUGACCCGGAGGAAGAUGGGGAUGAACGAGAUCUCGAAGGACAGCUGGGAUACAGUGAUGAUAUGUCGUUGCGGAAUGUGUCGAGGCGUUUGUUGGCAGCAGACACAGAUCAUGGUACUAGCCAUGGCCCAACAUCAGCAUCAGACUGA